UUGGAAACUUAGGGGAUUGCGCAUGGUUCUUGGUUACUUUUCUGGGCAAAAUGGCGCUCAACUUGCAAGUUAAAAUCCAUCCGGUGGUGCUUUUCCAAAUUGUGGACGCCUAUGAACGGAGAAAUGCAGACUCGCACCGGGUUAUUGGCACGCUCUUGGGAAACGUCGAUAAAGGCAUCGUGGAGGUGAUAAACUGCUUUUGCGUCCCGCAUAAGGAGACCGUCGACCAGGUCGAAGCCGAGCUGAAUUACGCCAUGGAUGUGCAUGACCUAAACCGUCGUGUGAAUUCCAACGAAAGUAUCGUCGGUUGGUGGGCCACAGGCCACGAAGUCACCAACCACAGUUCCGUUAUUCACGAGUAUUAUGCCAGAGAAUGCAACAAUCCAGUCCACGUGACCCUUGAUUCAAGUCUUCAAGGGGGCCGCAUGGGCCUUAAAGCAUACGUGUGUGUAUCUCUAGGAGUCCCCAAUGGGAAACAAGGUUGCAUGUUUACAUCCAUCCCCAUCGAUGUUACGUGUUACGACCCCGAGAUUUUUGGGUUACAACUAUGUCAAAAAACAUUGGGGGCUGGGGGAGGGAGGUCUCGGAACGUUCAUCCCUUGUUGGACUUGGCCCAGGUGUCUGAAGCUGGAUCAAAGAUGGGGAUACUUUUAGAGCAAGUUCUGUCGUAUGUUGAAGAUGUUUUAGCUGGAAAGGUUCAACCGAAUAAUGCAGUAGGGAGGUCACUACUCGACUUGAUCAAUUCCGUGCCGCAUAUGAAUAACGAACAGUUCUCAGAAAUGUUUAACAGUAACGUCAAAGACUUGUUAAUGGUGAUUACGUUGUCUCAGCUCAUUAAAACCCAAUUGCAACUUAACGAGAAGCUUACGCUGCUCACGUCGGUGUAAUAUGACAAAAAUAAACGAAUCAGAAUUUUUCAA
Molecule: messenger RNA, 920 nt
Organism: Tribolium castaneum (red flour beetle)
Lineage: Eukaryota; Metazoa; Arthropoda; Insecta; Coleoptera; Tenebrionidae
Gene: eIF3f1
Product: eukaryotic translation initiation factor 3 subunit f1
Exons: 3
Coding region: 51-887 (278 amino acids)
Biological process (GO): translational initiation
Cellular component (GO): eukaryotic translation initiation factor 3 complex, eIF3m
Molecular function (GO): translation initiation factor binding; metallopeptidase activity; translation initiation factor activity
Source: RefSeq, a predicted model, not a curated record